UGUGCAAUUAAUAAUAAAGCCCAUUCAACCCACCGCAUUAAACCCUAGCCACCGGCGGCUCCGCCUUUCCCAUUCGAUUUCCCCAUGACGCUCUGCCACUCCCCCGCCUCCGCAGCCGCCGCCGCCGCCGCCGCUGGCAGCAACCUGGGCCUCCUCCGCCGGUCGCGCUCGGCCCCCGCCGUCGUGAGGUGUAAAAAGAUUGAUUCUCUGAGGGCAAUCAACGGAGCACCGCCAUGCAUUUCAGUGUCUGAUGGAUCACUGCUGACUCCUGUAACACAAGUUUUCCGGGAUGCAAACAUUAGGAACGACACAAGGCUGCGUAUCUUCUCAGGCACAGCCAAUCCUUCCCUUUCGCAGGAAAUAGCAAGCUACUUGGGUUUAGAACUUGGGAAGAUUAAUAUAAAAAGGUUUGCAGACGGCGAAAUAUAUGUUCAGUUACAAGAAAGUGUACGGGGCUGUAAUGUUUUCCUUGUGCAACCAACAUGUCCGCCUGCAAAUGAAAAUCUUAUGGAACUUCUGAUCAUGGUUGAUGCCUGUAGGAGAGCAUCUGCUAAGAAUAUUACUGCAGUUAUCCCUUAUUUUGGUUAUGCCAGGGCUGACAGGAAGUCUCAAGGCCGGGAAUCUAUAGCUGCAAAGCUUGUAGCUAAUAUGAUUACAGAAGCUGGUGCGAACCGUGUCCUUAUUUGUGACCUUCAUUCCAGUCAAGCCAUGGGAUACUUUGACAUCCCAGUAGAUCAUGUUUAUGGUCAGCCGGUGAUUCUUGAUUACCUCGCCAGUAAGACAAUAUGUUCAAAUGAUUUGGUGGUUGUAUCUCCUGAUGUUGGAGGCGUUGCCAGGGCACGUGCUUUUGCCAAAAAGCUGUCCGAUGCACCUUUAGCAAUUGUCGAUAAAAGAAGGCAUGGACACAAUGUUGCUGAGGUCAUGAAUCUUAUUGGAGAUGUUAGAGGAAAAGUGGCUGUUAUGAUGGAUGAUAUGAUUGACACAGCAGGAACUAUUGCCAAAGGAGCUGAGCUACUGCAUCAGGAAGGAGCUCGAGAAGUAUAUGCAUGUUGUACACAUGCUGUUUUUAGUCCACCUGCCAUCGAAAGGUUAUCAAGCGGUUUGUUUCAAGAAGUAAUCAUCACGAACACUAUCCCUCUGAAGGAGGAGAAGAGUUUUCCACAGUUGACCAUUCUUUCAGUUGCUAACCUUUUAGGCGAGACAAUCUGGCGUGUUCAUGACGAUUGCUCAGUUGGUCAUGAGCCAUACUCCAGCUUGGAUAUUGACUAAUGCUUAAGGUGUAUUACCCCUGUCGCGCUUCCUUGGGGGCGCACUACAUCAUGCCUAGGAAUUGUUUUGGAAGGUCGCAGCCUUUUCUUCUUUUUUGUUUAAUAAGCAGCUCUAUGUAAUCCGGAAUUCCGGUAGCACAGAACUUCUAGUAUGCCUUUGAAUGAUAGUACAUAAGAUGUAAGUUUGGAUAUUAGUACUAUUUUUCAGCUAUCCUCAAUGUAUGUACAUACGUGCCAUUUCUUUUCCAGUUUCUAGAUGCCGAGUGUUUAGCUUGA
This is a messenger RNA of Phragmites australis (common reed), 1544 nucleotides long. RefSeq names its product ribose-phosphate pyrophosphokinase 1, chloroplastic. The record is from RefSeq and is a predicted model, not a curated record. Gene Ontology annotation, molecular function: magnesium ion binding; ribose phosphate diphosphokinase activity. Lineage: Eukaryota; Viridiplantae; Streptophyta; Magnoliopsida; Poales; Poaceae. Bases 85 to 1269 code for a protein of 394 amino acids. Gene Ontology annotation, biological process: purine nucleotide biosynthetic process; 5-phosphoribose 1-diphosphate biosynthetic process; ribonucleoside monophosphate biosynthetic process. Gene Ontology annotation, cellular component: cytoplasm; ribose phosphate diphosphokinase complex. The transcript has 10 exons.